Medioppia subpectinata is the source of this 509-nucleotide messenger RNA. NCBI's taxonomy places the organism in Eukaryota, Metazoa, Arthropoda, Arachnida, Sarcoptiformes, Oppiidae. The record is from the annotation of a GenBank genome assembly.
UGGAUCUCGCGGGCCGUGAUUUAACCGAUUAUCUGAUGAAAAUCCUGACCGAAAGAGGCUAUAGUUUCACGACAACAGCCGAGCGAGAAAUCGUGAGAGAUAUCAAAGAGAAGUUGUGUUACGUCGCGCUCGACUUCGAGCAGGAGAUGGCGACCGCCGCCUCCUCGUCGUCGUUGGAGAAGUCGUACGAACUCCCAGACGGACAGGUGAUCACUAUCGGCAACGAGCGCUUCCGUUGCCCCGAAGCCCUCUUCCAGCCCUCCUUCUUGGGUAUGGAGUCGUGCGGUAUUCACGAAACCACUUAUAACUCGAUCAUGAAGUGUGACGUCGACAUCCGUAAGGACCUGUACGCCAAUACCGUACUGUCGGGCGGCACCACUAUGUAUCCCGGAAUCGCUGAUCGCAUGCAGAAAGAGAUCACAGCAUUAGCGCCGUCGACGAUGAAGAUCAAGAUCAUCGCUCCCCCGGAGCGCAAGUACUCGGUUUGGAUCGGGGGCUCAAUUCUGGCC